AUGGGUUCGAAUAAAACCGGUAACUAUUAUUUCUUCAUUUCACCAUUACAUCAAAGACUUUCGGGUAAAUUCAGUUGUCGUAUGCGUUGUCGUUGUGUUGUAAGUGUAAGUCUGGUAUCUACAUUUUAUACUUUUAAUUGUGUUGUUUUUAUUGCACUUUGUUACGUUUUUUAAUUAAUGUAAAUUGAUUUAUAUUAACCUUGUUACUAUAGAUUAAUUCAGUAAAAGUCGUUGUGAAAAUGGCGUUGUAAUGUAGAACAAUAAUUUUAAAUUACUUAAAGAUUAUACAAUUGCAGAUUUUGAGAAUAGGUUUCGUAAAUGGAGAAUAUUCAAUAAACGUGCCUACUCCAGGUCGUCAAGUUCAGAGCCGAAGCCGCGGAUUUUAAAGCCGUCGAAGCCAGUUUGUUUCACUUCGCCAAUCCCAAGGAAAAACAUGAAUUGUAAGAGAAUACUCUUUGUUUUACUCUUUAGAUAUCCAUCCUUACAACUUCCGGCAAAUUUAAAUAAAAAUAUUUUAACUAUCUUAACAUACAUAUUGACACUUUUAGUGGAUCUUUCUUCUCGUCGCCAACGGAUUCAUUUGGAAUCUAUGGAGACGUCGAUCUCCGAUGAUGAUUUAAAUGACAAGUACAAGCUUGUGCAGGAAAUGUCCGGCAUCUUAAAAAUAAACGGCCAGGUUUACGAAGAUGUAAAAGUAGAGGACCUUAUCUUUGUAACCGAUCUGGGCUCUGGAACUUGUGGGAAUGUCACAAAAAGAAAGCUUAAAGCCAGAGCGAUGGCUGUUAAGGUAGAUUACUUAGAAAGCUAUUACAAAUAUAUUCUAUAAUAGUUUAGCUAUAAGAGCUUACUUUACCUUUCUAAUACAACGUACUUCGCAUUGAUAAAUAUAGUUAAGCCUUUACCAUAGUAAAAAAACUAAAAGUCAGAUUAAUUUUAGGAGAUGAAACGAACAGACAACAAGGAAGAAUCCAAGCGCAUAUUCAUGGAUCUUGAUGUAGUUCGGAAGUCGAACGACUGUCAGUACAUUGUUCAAUGUUUCGGGUAUAUAAUCACAAUGGACCAUCUCUACAUUUGCAUGGAGUUGAUGGCGAGCUGCCUUGACAAGGUGCUAAUAGCAAGGAAUUACAUAGGAUUGCCAGAGGAAAUAAUCGGAAAAGUGGCUUACAGUGUGGUAGAAGCUUUAAAAUAUCUCAAAAAUGUACAUGUAAGUGUCUUCGUCAAGUACCUUUGUUAAUAUUGUAAUGUUAAGUACUAUAAUACUAUUACAAUGGUAUUCAGCGUGCGAAAAAGGUGUCUGGUGCUUAAAAUGUCUUAUUAAUUCUACUUUUAUAACUAUAAGUAGUCGAAUGUUAUUGCAGUGUACUGUAACAUUACGGUAUUUUAGUACUUGAUGCACAGAGAUGUGAAGCCAUCGAACAUUCUAUUGGAUUGGCAUGGGAAUAUAAAGUUAUGUGAUUUUGGCAUUUCUGGCCAACUCAUUGAUUCCAAAGCGACUACUUGGUCUACGGGAUGUACAGCGUAUCUGGCGGUAUGUCAUGCUAUAAUAGUAGACAAAUAAGAGUAAUAAUAUUAGUAAUUGUGUAUAAAACUACCAUAGAUUACUAUCUAGUUGUCAAAGUAGAUUUUACACACCUUAACUUUAGCCAGAAAGAAUAAACCGGCUGCCGUACGACGUGAGAGCCGAUGUCUGGAGUCUGGGUGUUACCUUAGUCCAGCUAGCUGUCGGCUUCUUUCCUUACAAAGAAGACCCCUCCCAGAACAUGACCCCCUUCCAUUUGAUGCUCAAGAUUACUAACGAGGACCCGCCCAGGUUGGAUCCCACCAAAUUUAGUCCAGAAUUCUGUGACUUUGUAAAUAAUUGUCUUCUGAAGUCGACUCAAGAACGACCCAAGUACAACCAACUAUCGGUCAGUCUUUUUUGUUACCGUAACCAAAGUGUUUGUCUUACUGUAACUACAACAGUUGGUUUGGUAAAUACAGUAAACUUGAAACAAACAUUGCAAAAACGUUACAUUACAACACCAAAUUACAGGUUAUGCCAUUCCUAAUAAGGUCGGCCGAAAGCGAUGUUGACGUAGGUCAUUGGAUGGCUAACCAAGACCAGUACGAUCCACCGUUCCCACCGCGAGAAUAG
Bursaphelenchus okinawaensis is the source of this 2134-nucleotide messenger RNA. The record is from the annotation of a GenBank genome assembly. Lineage: Eukaryota; Metazoa; Nematoda; Chromadorea; Rhabditida; Aphelenchoididae.